Messenger RNA from Anthostomella pinea, 1284 nucleotides. NCBI's taxonomy places the organism in Eukaryota, Fungi, Ascomycota, Sordariomycetes, Xylariales, Xylariaceae. The record is from the annotation of a GenBank genome assembly.
AUGACAGACAAGCUGCCCCCCAACCUUCUGGCACUCUUUGCGCCGCGCCCACCCUUGCGAUGGGUGCCUGCGCCCGACCACGCUCCUCAGGAACGCAAGACGCAUGCCAUCACCGGCCUUGGCGAGUACCUCCCGGCGCUCGCGGCUUACAAGGAAACGGAUGUAUAUGUGCCCACGGAGAGUUGGCUUGAAAUGCGCGAUCGCAAAAAGCUCGAGAAGAAGGCGAAACAGGAGCAGCUGCUUGCCGAACCUUACAAAUCAACCGAGGACCAAAACAUCCGUGGCGAUCCGUUCAAGACUUUGAUUGCAGCGCGCCUGAGCUACGACGUCAACGAACAUGACCUCGAGAAGGAGUUCGGGCGAUUUGGACCCAUCGAACGCAUCCGUAUCAUCACUGAUACCCAUGCGCACGAACGGCCCAAUAAGAAGAAGAAGCCGCACCGCGGAUAUGCUUUCGUUGUGUUUGAGCGUGAGAAAGACAUGAGAGCUGCUCUAGAUGGUUGCGAUGGUAUCCGCAUCAAAGACCGCCGAAUCAAGGUGGUGGUCUGGGUGGCCGAGGUUAUACGAAAGCUGCAGCCCCUCGACCAGCCGGUCAGGGCGGAUUUGGUGGCGGCUUCGGCGGCCGCGAUGGGUUUGGUGGCCGCGAAGGCUUCCGAGGAGGAUUCCAAGGAGGCCGUGGACGCGGAGGAGGCUUUCGCGGCGGAGAUCGUGGGGGUUUCCGAGGCGGCGGAGAUCGUGGAGGCUUUGGCGGAGGUCGCGAUCGUGGCUUUGGUCAGCAAAACGGCUAUGGUGCCCCUCCCAACGCUCCAGCUGGCCCCGGUGGUCCUGGUUAUGGUGGUAGCGGCGGCCGUUUCGGAGACCGCGGUGGAGGAGACCGCGGUGGUGGAGGAGACCGAGGUGAUGACCGAGGCGGUGACCGUGACCGAUAUGGCGGUGGGUAUGACUCACGUGGCGGCCGCUCAUAUGAUGACAGAUCUGGCGGACCUCGUGACGGAGGCCGUGACGGUGGCAGAUUCGGCGACCGAGACCGACGAGGCGGUUCCAACUAUGAACCAGUUCGCGGCGGACGAGACUUCCGCGACAGCGACCGUUCCAGAGACGACGACAGCCGCAAGCGUGGAUACGAAGGCGGCUACGAAGACCCGCGAAAGCUCCGGCGCUACUAAGUGUGCUCUUAUCGAGACAAAGGUGAUUUGUCUUGGUGGGUAUCUCAUGUCUUCAGUAUUCCACACCUACUUUCCGACUUUCCUUCUGCCUUUCGCCACCAAGGGUAAGCAAGGGUAA